AUGACCACCCGUUACAACUCUUCAGAAUCCGACAACUCUGACAUUGAGGAUCGCAACCACUCGCGCACCUCUACCUCUUCCGUCGAGGAGGAUGUCAUCAAGGGCCCCAAUGGCCAGUCUGUCAAGAAGACCACUAAGACCACCACCACCACCCGCAAGUACACUACCACCACCGACAAGGACGGCAAGCAGACCACCAUCGUCACCGAGGAGGUGUCUGUCAACGGUGGCCCCACUGCCGCUGCCCCUACUGCUGGCUUCAUUGCCCGUGUUAGCUCCUUGCCCUUGAUCCACGACAGCGUCUCAACCCUCCACUCGUACGCCAAGGACAACAAGUACUCCCGCUACGCCCUCGACACCGCCGGUUCCGCCGUUGAGACCGUCUCCAAGUACACCGAGCCCUACAGCACCCGUCUCCAGCCCGCCAUCUCUAAGGUUGACCAGAUCGCCACAAAGUCCUUGGACGUUUUCGAGACCACCUUCCCCAUCGUCACUAAGCCCACCUCCGAGAUUGUGACCCAGGUCAAGAAGCCCUACGUCUACGUCGAGGAGUCGUCCAAGAACGCUUAUACCCAGAUCCAGUCGACCAUCGACACCCGUGUCACCGCCCCCGUCAAGGCCGUCACCAGCAACAUCGCCACCACCGCUGCUUCGACCCGCGACCAGAUCACCACUGUUGCCAACUCGACCCGCGACCAGAUCACCACUGCCGCCACCUCGACUGCCAACAACAUCACCGCUGCUGCUACCACCACCGCCACUGCCUUUGCCACCCGUGUCAACACCCACGCCACUCCUCUCGUCGAUGGUCUCGAGACCAUCGUCAACCGUGUCUUGCCUGCUGAUGCCGAGGCUGAGCAGUCUACCGCCGGCCAGAGCAACCAGGCUUCCCGUGUUGUCGACCUCGGCCGCAAUGUCUCCCUCCGCGUCUCCCGCCGCGUGAGCGUCUCUGUUGCCCCCAUUGCCCAGUCCGCCCAGGACUUGCGUAAGGCUGCCGAGAACAACGCCACCGUGAUCAAGUCCAAGGAGUCCAUCCAGGCCUUGAACAUCCGCCUCAACGCCCUCAUUGAGGCCGUCCGUGCUCACGCCAUUGAGCUCCAGGAGAACGUCCAGAAGGUCCCCACCGAGGCCUCCCAGCGUGUCCAGACCCUCUCCACCUCCCUCCUUGUCGAGAUCGACUCGCUCUCGGUCUACCUCAAGGAGCACAGCCCCAAGCUGCCCGUCUAUGUCCAGGUCCGCCUCGAGCCCCUGGUGGGCUUUGUUAAUGAUCGUUAUGUCACCGUCAAGGGCGAGAUGGUCAAGCCCGAUGUCUCGGCCCUCCAGAAGGCCCGCAACAUCCUCCAGUUGACCACCGAGGAGACCCUCCCCAUCCUCCAGUCCGCCGCCCAGGAGGUCAAGGAGUCCCUUCUCCAGUACCAGGUCUCCAUCCAGGAGAACGUCAACAAGGGCAUCACCAAGGUCCAGGCCGUCAACUCUUCCGUCUCCGAUGCCGCUUCCCGCGCCGUCCAGACCGCCCGCGUCACCCUGGUCGGUGCCAAGUAA
Linnemannia hyalina is the source of this 1542-nucleotide messenger RNA. The record is from the annotation of a GenBank genome assembly. Lineage: Eukaryota; Fungi; Mortierellomycota; Mortierellomycetes; Mortierellales; Mortierellaceae.